CAAGUGCAUUGAUGCUGUCCAAUAACGUCUCUCCGUCCGCGCAGCUCCACGGAUCCCUCUGGCUGAGCUUUUUCACCACAGAAAACCAACAUUAAACUUUCAAACGAGUCCGUUUCAACUCACAAAUCUGCGUCGCGAGCGCUUUAUUUCGAUCACGUGCUAUUAAAUCACCUAAGGGAGAGUUCGGGGCACGCAGUUCGUGGAAAGUUUUUCGGUCCCGGUAGAUCUUUGGCUACGGGGUUUGUUUCGCUUUUUUUUUACUACUAUGUAGUUUCGCAUUCAUCGACGGGCUGUCCAACGAUUUCCGAUGAGUUAAUAUGAGUGAUUCUCUGGACCUUGAACUGUUGGAGGAGUUACUCGCGGCUUGCGAACACAUUCAAGCCGCACAAGUGUUGUGACACCGGGCUAAGACGCCACUCAAGAACUAUGAUAAAGGCUCCUUCGUCUGGCUCACUUGUCUCCUCUCAUAGCAAUGAUUCUUUCAAAGAGGAGCGGCAGAUGAAUCCCAAGCCUAGCUGUGGUGACCAGGUCCAGCCUGUCAUAUCCAAGCCAUGCUGUGAGGAGAACAGACUUAACAGACUGAAUUCUCAGGCCCAGUCCGUUCCUGUGAUUGCUGGUGGGCAGGCCAAGCCGUACCCCUCUAGGGUUGUAUGUCUGUUUUCCACCCAGACAAAAUGUGAGGAUAAUGCUGCUCCAAAAGGUCCAGCUGUCAUGCCCCAGGCAUGGUCUGGACUGGCUAGCUUUCGCGCCGUGGGAUCUUUCAAAAAACUGCGGUCUUCUGUGCUCCAAGGAAUCCAGAACAGGAGCAAUGCUAUGGCAGCUGGACAGGAGAGAAAUCUUUCCACAGUGGUCAAUGAGGAUACCAAUGGUUUCUUUGUAACCAAGCGAAAUGUCACAACCAACGAGAGGACAUGUACGGAAAUUGAUAAAGUGUCAAACGGUACAUCCCAAAGUAGCAAAACAUCACUUCUGGAUGAAGAUGAAGAUUGUGAGGUGGAAGAAGUUUUUCAGAAGAAUUCACAUUUUUCAAGAAGUAUCCGCAGGGCUUAUGGACCGGGGCGCAUCCCGUUGGUUGACAUAGUGCAGAGACAACCAGAGUGCCCAUCUACCAGUGAGCCCAUCACGGAAAAGUCUGCUUUACCUUGCAAAGUCCUUGAAGCUCAAGUAAAUGUCAAGGUUCAGAGUAAACUGAGCAAAAGUGCAGAAAAUCUCUACGUCUUCAAGAGUCAUUUUAGACGCAAAGUUACCGCAACUGAGACUCAAAACCCAGAUAGCUCUGAUACUACAAUUCUUCAGAGGACCACCAGCUCCUCAUCCGUUGACUUGCAGAACCAUGGUUCCAGUAAACGGCAAAGUCCCAUGAGAACGCGGGGACAUCUGCGAAAUCUUGUUGGCAGUUUAACGGACCUGUCUGUCAAAAGUAAAAGCUCUCAAGUGCCACAGUCACCUCUAAGUCAGCUCCAUGACGAGUACUCCCGCAGAACGCCUUGUGUUAGCUCAACAGGGCGUCAACCCAGACCUUCACCUGCACCCAGCAAUGCCCAGCAGGGAACGCAGGUCAACAUUCACCAACACAUGCCAACUUUGCACCCCGCUCCCUCCUGUCCUGCCUUCUUUACCUCCGUCCUAGAUGACUCUUUGGAGCCUCCUAGCAAAACAACAGCCCUCAUGAGUGACUGUAUGCAUGUGGCUAAAUCUUCAACAGAUUUCGCCUCAGUUUGUUUGCUGGAAAGGUACUGUGAACCUAUGGAGUGCCAUCAAAAUGGAGCAAAUUACCACGUCUCUCAAACGCUCGCUCGGUGUUCAAGCCCCAGUCAAAAGGAGACGAUCAAUAGCAAUAACACGGAGUGUUUAUGGAAUUCUGCACAGAGAGAAACGGACGACUCGGAGGCUGCUUCAUCUGAAGAAGUUUUAAAAGCUCUUUUGAAAACAAGGGAUGAGAACUCCUGUGCUACACAAUCCCCACUGCUAACCACUCCAACAACACCAAACUCUCCAUCUUGUGCCGGUGACUCGUCCACUUCUGUAGUGCCCAGGAAAAGGGCUGGUCGCUCCAGACCUCGGCCAGUGUCUGACUAUGGCCAGCUGGACAGAUCAAAGUUCUGCAUCCCAGAGGACAAAGAGCCUGAGGUUAUGGACUACACUUCCCAGAAGGACUACAAUAGCAAUGGGAGCUACAUUGAGAAUGACAGAAAGGAGAAUGGUGAUGUCUGUACUCAAAGCCAGAGCAGAAAGAGGCGUCCCAUCUCUGUUAUUGGAGGAGUGGAUUUGUUUUCUGCCCCAGCAGCUGAGCAGAAGGAAGAUGCUGAAAGUUUGCCAUCGCCGGUUUCUCGUCCUCCAAUACCUUCUCGUGGAGUCCCUCCAUACCGGGCCGUAUCUGCCCGUCUGAGACCCUGCGUCUUCUCCCAAAGCACACCCAUCGGCCUGGAUAGAAUGGGACGACGCAGAGCUCGCAGAGUGCUCAGUGAUGGUAGCUCUAAUCCAAUGUUGGAUGACAGCAUCAGUGAAGAGGACGGCAGCUUUGAAGAGCUGACUGAAGUAACGCCCUACCUCCAACCGGAAGCCGACCUUUUCACACUCAAUCAGUACAUAAACGCAGGCCAUGCCGUGUAUGCCGAGGCCUUGUGGGACCAUGUCACAAUGGAAGAGCAGGAGCUGGCCUUCAAAGCCGGGGACGUGAUACGGGUCCUGGAUGUUGGGGAGAAGGAUUGGUGGUGGGGGAUGGUGGGUGACCGUGAGGCGUGGUUCCCCUCCAGCUUUGUGCGGGUACGGGUAAAUCAGGAAGAUUCCAGCAGUGACAGUGUGGAGAACACACUGGAGGAAGAGUCGGCCCCCUCGGACACAUACAAACAAAACACUCAUCACCGGGAACAGAUGAGAGCAAAUGUGGUCAAUGAGAUAAUGGACACAGAGCGUGUUUACAUAAAGCAUCUCAAAGAUAUCUGUGAGGGAUAUAUUCGUCAGUGUAGGAAGAACCCUGCCAUGUUCACAGUUGCACAGCUAAAGACAAUCUUCAGCAACAUCGAGGACAUCUACAAGUUCCAGAGAAUGUUUCUCAAGGACCUAGAAAAGAAAUACAAUGCGGAAAACCCUCAUCUGAGUGAAAUCGGCUCCUGCUUUCUACAACAGGGGGAAGGUUUCUCUAUAUACUCCGAGUACUGUAACACUCACCCAGCAGCGUGUACUGAAUUACAUCGUUUAAUGAAACAAGGAAAAUACAAACACUUUUUUGAGGCGUGUCGACUCCUACAGCAGAUGAUUGACAUCUCCAUCGCCGGCUUCUUACUCACACCUGUACAGAAGAUCUGUAAAUACCCUCUCCAACUAGGAGAGCUGCUAAAAUUCACACCACAAGACCACAGUGACUAUUCGGGGGUGUGUGACGCACAUACAGCAAUGAAAAAUGUGGCGAGUCUGAUAAAUGAGAGGAAAAGACGUCUUGAGAGCAUCGACACCAUCGCUCACUGGCAAGUGUCCAUUCUACACUGGGAGGGAGAUGAUGUGUUAACACGGAGCUCUGAGCUCAUCCACUCAGGCGAGCUGACACGGAUGGUACGGCCCGGUAAGACGCAGCAACGCAGCUGCUUCCUGUUUGACCACCAGCUGGUGUUCUGUAAGAAAGACGUCCUACGGAGAGACCUGCUACAUUACCGUGGUCGUCUAGACUCAGAUCACCUCGAACUAAUUGACCUGCCCGAUGGGCGGCACCACGAUCUAGGCUUACUGAAGAACGCCUUCCUCCUGCGGCAUUCAGAGAACCUGGAGGUGUUAAGUGUACUUUGCUGCAGAAAGAACCAGGAUAAGCAGCGAUGGUUGCAAGCGUUUGAGCGAGAGCGCAGACGUGUACAGGAGGACCAAGAGAUGGGGAUGGAGAUUAGCGAGGCUCAGAGGAAGCAAGCAGUUCAGAACGCUAGGAAAUCUAAACAAGGCAAAAUGAAAAAAAUGAAUUAUUCCAGUCACCCUGUGCCUCCCCACCAUCAGCCGCUACAUCCUCUCCAUCAGCGACACGUGACCGUGCCAACCAGCAUCCCGCAGCAGCAGGUCUUCUCUUUAGCAGAGCCGAAGAAAAAACCUGUUCACCUGUGGUACUCGUUCGCACGCAGCGCCUUCUUCAAAAAAUGAUGAAAAAGAAACGCUUUUCGACACUCAAACAUGAUUGUUUUCCAUAGCGAUGAUGUGGAGAUUCAUAAACGAUGCAAUAGUACAGGACUAAACUGGAUUGCUGUUUUCCAAUGCAUACAAAUGUAUAUUUAUAUACAUGUAAGUAGGUAUGUGUGUUUUGAAUGUGUGUGUGAGAUGGUUUUAUGAAGGAACGAUGGUGGAUGGGGAAAGAAAUGAUGUUUAGUGUUAGUGCAGAAAGUGUUAUUCCUGUCAACUUACUACUAUGGUCAAAAAGAGCUGCUCUGGCAAGUUUUCCCAUCCUUGCCACCUUACCCAAAUGUGUGUCUGUCACGACAAUGAUUUAUCUUCAGCUUCUAACAAUGUGUCUGUAUAUUUUAUUGCUUUAUCAAAGGCUGGUGCCUUUUUAAGAAAGCGAACGCAAACAUGUAUCAUGUUUAAAUAAAUGUACACAGUUGUGUUUAAA
Triplophysa rosa is the source of this 4585-nucleotide messenger RNA. It is a transcript of the gene spata13, whose product is annotated as spermatogenesis associated 13. Lineage: Eukaryota; Metazoa; Chordata; Actinopteri; Cypriniformes; Nemacheilidae. The transcript is spliced from 14 exons. Bases 427 to 4122 code for a protein of 1231 amino acids. Gene Ontology annotation, biological process: filopodium assembly; lamellipodium assembly. The record is from RefSeq and is a predicted model, not a curated record. Gene Ontology annotation, cellular component: cytoplasm. Gene Ontology annotation, molecular function: guanyl-nucleotide exchange factor activity; protein binding.